Molecule: messenger RNA, 2511 nt
Organism: Penicillium digitatum Pd1
Lineage: Eukaryota; Fungi; Ascomycota; Eurotiomycetes; Eurotiales; Aspergillaceae
Product: GH92 family glycosyl hydrolase
Biological process (GO): glycoprotein catabolic process; carbohydrate metabolic process; protein quality control for misfolded or incompletely synthesized proteins
Cellular component (GO): nucleus; cytosol
Molecular function (GO): carbohydrate binding; peptide-N4-(N-acetyl-beta-glucosaminyl)asparagine amidase activity
Source: RefSeq, a predicted model, not a curated record
AUGCUCAGCUGGCUCCUAGUCCUCCUAGCAGGACUUGCAGGUGUUGCAAAUUCCCAGCGCACUACGGAGAUGAGGACAGACACCUACCAUCAAAAUGCCGGUGUCCUCCAAUUUGUUAACCCCCUCAUAGGCACCUAUGGAACAACACCAGAUGGCAACGGUGGGAUGAUCCCAUCCGUCAGCCCUCCCUUUGGUAUGACCCGCUGGACUCCGCAGACCCGCGAGAAUUUCAUAUCGCAAGUCCCUUAUGGCGACAGCGAUCGUCUCAUCCAUGGAUUUCAGGCGACUCAUCAGCCGGCUAUUUGGAUGGGUGAAGCGGGCCAGGUUGUGUUGACACCAGGAAUUGGGGGAGUACAGCCGCUGUUUCAGAACCGGGGAUUGCGGUUUAGGAAGAAUGACGAGAGGAGUACUCCCUACAUCUAUGAAAUCCUUGUUGAUGCUGCACAGCUUCUGGAUUAUGACUGGAAUGCGACUGCUGAGGCUGUGGGAGAUGGCCCUGUUCCUGGUGGUGCGGGUUCCGUGCCGGAUGAAGUGAAGGAGGGGUCGAAUGGACGGACGCGAAAACGGCAGAUUGAGUCUGUCCUGCGUAGGAUCGAUAGCGUUGAGUAUGAGCGAUGGAUACAGGUUGCCAUGACUGCAGAUUCUCAUGUUGGCUAUCUUCGGUUUGACUUUCAACAUAGCCCUACCAACGUGGAUAACAAAGGCCAGCCCUGGGUGUCAAUCCAAGCAUCGCGCCGGAACUGGACAGGUGAAAUCCAUGUUGAUACCAACAGGCAGGAAGUCUAUGGCUAUAACACUGAGCGUCAGGAUUAUCUCCUCGGACCGGACAAAGCGUCGUCAUUUAAAGGAUAUUUCGUAUCUCGCUUUUCCCAGCCGUUUACUGAAUUUGGCGUGGCCAAUGGAGGUUCAAUCAUGAGGAAUCGGGUUCAGCGACAUGGAAAUUUUACUAGUGCCUAUGUGAAAUUUGCUGAUUCAACAUCGCGCGUCGAAGUGCGCACUGGGGUUUCGUAUAUUAGCAUCGCACAGGCAAGGAAAAACCUCGAGAUCCAGACUCCAGAUGAGAAUACCUUUGAGGAUACUGUAGAAAAAGUGAAGUCAGCCUGGCUUGAGAAGUUGGGCAGGGUAUCAAUCAAGGGCAUCAACGCGACCGAUUCAAACAACGAUCCCCGCACUAUUUGGUAUACAGGCUUGUUUCACGCACUUCAAUACCCGAGUGACUUUUCUGAACCAACGUCAAAUGAGGAUGGUGCGCCACGUGCUUUCUAUUCAGGCUACACAGACAGCAUUCACACUGAGGACGACUCAUACUACCAGUCCUGGUCAAUCUGGGAUACAUACAGAGCCGAGCACUCUCUCUUGACUCUGUUCGCACCGGAGCGUGUCAACAGCAUGAUGCGCUCCUUGCUACGCAUCUUCGAUUGGUCCGGUUGGCUGCCGAUGUGGGCCAACUUGGUCGAGACGAAUAUUAUGAUCGCGACUAAUGCAGACGUUGUCCUUGCCAACGCUCUAGAGCGUGGAUUUAGGGGCUUUGAUAUUGACAAAGCUUGGAAAGCUGUCAGAAAAGACGCAUAUACUCCGCCUGAUCACGAUACUGAUACUCUGUACUAUGACCGUGAGCCCGACACUUCAUAUGAGGCCCGCGCUGGACUCACAUCAUAUCUGAAGCAGGGCUGGGUGUCCAAUGACGGUUGGUCUGAGGCCGGCAGUCGCACACUAGACUACGCAUUCAAUGAUUAUGCUUGUUCGGUUGUUGCUGCUCAUGCAGGAGAAGACAAUGCCACCGUGGAAGCUCUCAGGAAGCGAAGCAGGAACUAUGCGUAUAUUUGGAACAAUGAGACUCAAUUUAUGCAGGCUCGUAACGGAAAUGGGACUUGGGCGAAUAACACUUUUGGAUGGACUGAAGGAGAUGACUGGGUGUAUACCUUUGACGUGAUGCAUGAUGUAGAAGGACUGGCUGGGCUUUUUGGUGGUCAUCAAGCCUUCCGGGACAAGUUGGAUGCGCAUUUCCAGGGUGGUCACAAUGACCAUACUAACGAACCAAGCCACCACGUACCCUAUUUGUAUUCUGCUCUUGGUUAUCCUAAUCAAGCAGCCGAGAUAAUUAGGGACCUUGCUUGGAAAAACUACAACGCGACCAGUGGGGGACUGGGUGGAAAUGAAGACUUGGGACAGAUGAGUGCUUGGUACGUUUUUUCUGCGAUGGGAUUCUAUCCUGUCAACCCUGCCAGUGGGGUGUAUAUUGUGGGAACACCAUUCUUUGGGGAGAUGUCUAUCCUCUUCCCUAGUGAAGCGAGCACUGGCGGAGAAUCUGCAAAUGGUAAAGAGAGGACGCUUGAAAUUAGUGCUCCGGGGGCACCCACGAAGCCGUAUAUUGGUGGUUUGAAGAUUGACGGUAAACCUAUCAAUGCCCCAAUUCUGAAGCACAGCCAGCUUGUCCAUGCGGCGAGAAUCGAGUUCGACAUGAGUGCUACACCAACUUCUUGGGGGAGUAGCCCUUUAUCGGAGACUUGA